AUGAAUUCUGAAAUCACGCUUGCAGAGGCUCUGCCUCCACCGUACAGCUGCUUUAGCAGCGCCAAAAAAAGAUACAUCGUCGCUACAGCCGCUGGGGCUGGUCUAUUUUCCUCCUUGUCGGCCCAGAUCUAUUUCCCAGCCCUGAACACACUGGCCAGCGACCUCAAUGUAUCAGCUUCCAUGAUCAACCUGACGGUGACGAGUUACAUGAUCUUCCAAGGAAUUGCGCCCAUGUUCAUCGGCGACUUUGCAGACAGAACAGGUCGUCGACCAGCUUAUAUAAUUUGUUUUAUUAUUUAUAUCGCAUCAAAUAUCGGACUGGCUUUGCAGGACAGCUAUGCUGCUCUGAUUGUAUUGCGAUGCUUGCAGAGUUCCGGGAUCAGCAGUAGCGUGGCGCUCUCCGCGGCUACCGUGGCUGAUAUCAGCACGAAACAGGAACGAGGAUCGAUGAUGGGCUUUGUGAUGGCUGGGAAUUUCAUGGGUCCCGCCAUUGGUCCGAUUAUCGGAGGUCUUUUAGCCCAAUAUCUGGGCUGGCGAUCGAUCUUCUGGUUCCUCACCAUCGCGUCCGGCGUAUUCAUGUUGCCUCUCCUCCUCUUCCUUCCCGAGACAGCCAGAAACGUCGUUGGCGACGGCUCGUCUCCUGCCCAGCGGUGGAAUCGGCCCUUGAUCCACCUUUUCUCUCGCCAUAAUGGGGACAAGCAGGGUCCUUCCGACAAGGAUAGUCUUGAUCGACCUGACAGCAGCGAUUCCCCAAAGAAAAUCAUUGAGCACAAGCUCAAGUUCCCCAACCCCCUGAAGCCCUUGAGACUUGUAUUCCAUCCGAACUCGAUCAUCAUUCUUUUGGUGACGGGAAUUAUCAUGGGUGGAAACAUGACGGUUCUCUCGUCUAUCACGGAGAUAUACACGGCGCAGUACGGCCUAGACGAGCUUGAGAUUGGUCUAUGCUAUAUCUCGCUGGGUACAGGGUCUAUCGUGGCCUCAGUUGUGACAGGGCGCCUUCUGGACUGGAACUACAGACGCAUGGCUACCAACAAAGCCGCCAAUUCUACUACCCUCGAACAAGACACAACCGAGGGUUCGAUCCCUGUCGAGAAGGCCCGUAGUAUGGUUACUAUUCCCCUCGUGGUUCUCGGUAGUGUCACCGUGCUGGCCUUUGGCUGGGUUUUGAAGUACGGUGCCCCUCUUGCGGCUCCAGAAGUGCUUCUGUUUUUUGUUGGCGUAGGGCAGACUGGCGGUUUCAUCUCCACGUCUACCCUGCUGGUCGACCUGCACAACGCUAACCCGGCCGCUGCUACCGCUGCUAAUAACUUGGUGCGGUCGUUCUUCUCGGCCGGGGCCUCGGCUGCCAUCGAUCCUAUGCUGAGAGCAAUGGGUCGGGGAUGGACAUUCACGCUAGUGGCAUUCAUCUUGCUAGCGACGAUUCCAUUCCUGCUGUUGCUCUGUGGGAUGUGGCGGCAAAAAGAAGACUCCCCAGAGAAAUCUGAGGGUUGA
Messenger RNA from Penicillium egyptiacum, 1491 nucleotides. The record is from the annotation of a GenBank genome assembly. NCBI's taxonomy places the organism in Eukaryota, Fungi, Ascomycota, Eurotiomycetes, Eurotiales, Aspergillaceae.